Molecule: messenger RNA, 888 nt
Organism: Aureobasidium melanogenum CBS 110374
Lineage: Eukaryota; Fungi; Ascomycota; Dothideomycetes; Dothideales; Saccotheciaceae
Product: Phosphoenolpyruvate/pyruvate domain-containing protein
Exons: 2
Coding region: 1-888 (295 amino acids)
Molecular function (GO): catalytic activity
Source: RefSeq, a predicted model, not a curated record
AUGACCGGAGCAAAGCGUUUGAGAGAGUUGAUGAGCAAAGAAGAUCACAUCGUCGUCGCACCAGGUGUCUACGAUGGUCUAUCCGGUAGAAUCGCUCUCGCAGCCGGUGCAGAAGUUCUUUACAUGACAGGAGCAGGAACAAACAUGUCCCGCCUCGGCACCGCAGAUCUCGGCAUCGCAACACUAAACGACAUGCUCUCCAACGCCGCCACCAUAACCUCUCUCUCACCUUCCACCCCCGUAAUUUGCGAUGCAGACACUGGUUACGGCGGCCCCAUCAUGGUGGCACGCACAGUACGUCAAUACGCACUCGCCGGCGUCGCAGCCCUGCACAUCGAAGACCAAGUCCAAGAGAAGCGCUGCGGACAUUUGGUAGGCAAGCAAUGCGUGUCCAGAGAAGUGUAUUACGCACGCCUCAGAGCGGCAGUAAAGACAAGAGAUGAGAUGGGCAGUCAGAUGAUGAUUAUUGCGCGUACGGACGCAAGAGCCGAUAUGGGCUUUGAAGAGGCGGUGGAGAGAUUAAAGGGUGCGGUGGAGUGUGGUGUUGAUGCUCUGUUCCUUGAGGCUUUGCAGAGUAAGGAAGAGUGCGAGAAGGCCGUCAAGAUCUUUGCUCCUACGCCUGUGUUGCUGAAUAUGGUGCCUGGUGGUAAGACUCCUCAGAUGGGUGUCAAGCAGGCAAAGGAGAUUGGCUUCAAGCUCUAUAUCAACCCUACUUUGGGCUUGGAGGCUGUGGUCAGGCCACUCGAGAAGGCUUACAAGAUGCUGGUUGAGCAAGGCACUGAUGAGUGUGAGCCCAUUGGUCCCAAGGCACUGUUCGAGAUUUGUGGCUUGAAUGAGGCUAUGGCCUUUGACGAGAGUGUUGGUGGUGCCGCUUUUGGUUCAAAGUAG